UUUUAAGUACUUUAUCAUAUAAGUUGUUCAGUUGACAUAGUUGAUAAGCGUUAUCAUGUUGACACUGUGAUGUUAUCUAAUAUUUCUAACCUCUGCAACCUAUGACAAAAUCUCGAAAUUUUAAAUCCAACAAUGUCUUAUGACCUACAAAAAGAGGAAGAUGUUAAACAAUACAUUGAAAACUUAGGUAUUGAAUAUAGAUUCGGCUGUUAUCAUGAAAAGAAACCGGAAGUUUGUCAUCUUCUGGCUGAUUACUUAGAAGCAAUAAAAAAAGAUUACAAAAAAGCGGCUACUGUUUAUAAGACCAACUGUUUGGACUAUAAGUAUGGUAAAUCUUGUACUAAAUAUGGUAAUUACGCACUUAUCGGACGCGCGAAAGACAAUCCUGAUUCUAAAGAAGCAUUGGAUUUUUUUGAAAAAGGUUGUGAACUAAAUGAUUCCACAUCAUGCCUACAUGCUGGUGUACUUCUUACUGCAACUGGACCAGGAGUUACUGUACAAAGAGAUGUUCCCAAAGGUUACAAUUAUUUGAAGAAAAGCUGCGAUGCGAGAGAUGAUAUGGCAUGUCAUUACCUAUCAGGGAUGUAUUUAACUGGAGUACCGAAAAACGUGGCCGAUUUCAAUCCCCAUAAUCCGGAAAAGAAUAAAAACAUUGAUUAUUUGAUAAAACCAGAUCAAAAACGAGCAUUUGAUUACGCAAUGAAAGGAUGUGAAUAUGGUAAUGUAUUUGCUUGUGCUAAUAUUGGUAUCAUCGGUGGAUCGGGUUUUGACGAUCCCUAUUUGUUCGAAAAUCCUAUAGAAUUAGAUUUGAGUACGCCGUUCGGGAAACCUUCGGAUGUACUACGGAGUGGACAGAUAGCUGGAGUACCGUGUGUGCUGCUGUCGAGACACGGCAGGAAACAUCAAUAUCAGCCUAGUGAUGUGAACUACCGCGCCAAUAUCUGGGCGCUGAAGCAGGCGGGCUGCACGCAUGUGCUCGCUACCACGGCCACCGGCUCGCUUGUAGAGGAAUACAAGCCCGGGGACCUUGUUAUACUGGACGACUUCAUUGACCGCACAUGGGGUAGGAAGUGUACGUUCUACGACCGCACUGAGGGCGGCCCUAAGGGCGUGUGUCACUUGCCCAUGGUGCCCGCGUUCUGUCCGCGAUCUCGCCGCGCGCUGGCUGAAGCGGCCCGACUGAGGGGGUACAAACAUCACGAGACAGGCACCGCUGUCGUUAUACAAGGACCGAGGUUUUCGAGUCGUGCAGAAAGUCUCAUGCACCAGCAAUGGGGUGGACAUCUCGUUAACAUGACCACUGUUCCUGAGGUGGUUCUAGCGAAGGAGGCUGGGCUGAGCUACGCGGCCGUCGCUCUCGUCACUGAUUACGACUGCUGGAGGAAACAUGAGGAAUCUGUGUCGGUGAGCGAAGUCCUGGAGUUGUUCGCUAAGAACGUUAAGUUGGUGGUUAACGUGAUCCUGGACGCUGUGAAGAUUCUCGGCGCUGAUACUGACCUUGAAUAUUUGGAGGCACAUGAGAAUCUGGUAUCAUCAGCUGUCAUGUUAAAAAGUUGAAUUGUAAUCUUUUAAUUCAACUUUCGUUAUAUAAACAGGAUAUGCUGUCUCUGUCUAUCUCAAAGAGAGUGAAGGGGAUAGCAAUAUUACGUUACUACAGAAACUCACCGUUACAUGUAUAAGUGAAAAUGUUAUAGCACGUAUAUAAAUCAAUAAAACAAUAUAUUCAA
Molecule: messenger RNA, 1727 nt
Organism: Papilio polytes (common Mormon)
Lineage: Eukaryota; Metazoa; Arthropoda; Insecta; Lepidoptera; Papilionidae
Product: S-methyl-5'-thioadenosine phosphorylase
Exons: 9
Coding region: 133-1557 (474 amino acids)
Biological process (GO): nucleoside metabolic process
Cellular component (GO): cytosol
Molecular function (GO): protein binding; S-methyl-5-thioadenosine phosphorylase activity
Source: RefSeq, a predicted model, not a curated record